Messenger RNA from Colletotrichum chrysophilum, 1011 nucleotides. RefSeq lists its product as uncharacterized. The record is from RefSeq and is a predicted model, not a curated record. Lineage: Eukaryota; Fungi; Ascomycota; Sordariomycetes; Glomerellales; Glomerellaceae. The transcript is spliced from 4 exons. Bases 1 to 1011 code for a protein of 336 amino acids.
AUGCCCGAAACUUCCGUCUCCGAAGCGGCCCUUGCUGCCGUGCCUGAUGAAGUUCGCUGGUGUCUCCGGUGCUUGGGAUGGUAUGCAGGCGAGUUCAAGGGCAACCGUGGACAGUUCUGUCAAGACGUCGACUUCGCAUGCUCAGGAGCAGUCGGAGGCCCCGACGAAAAGUGUGCGCGAUGUCCCCCAACAGCAAAGCACACGUGUCUGACAAUUCCGGAUUCUGUGUGGAAGCUCGCCCGAGAAAUCAUUGCUCGCCGUCGAGCCAUGGUCGAUUUUGAAAAGAAGAACCCGAUGAGAGACGUUAGUGCUGCAGACCGUCGGGCUCUGAAGGCCGACUUCAAGAUCGUCAGAGACCGUACCCGAGAAUACUAUAAAGACAGCGAGAGGCGCGAUUCGGAGCACGUUGAAGACUCUGAAGAUGAAGACGAUGCUCCCCCACGCCGAAAGCGCCCUCGCCGUUACGCCUCCAGCAUUCUGUACGACGACUUCCACGCUUCUGAGCCUGAGACGGUACGCGACGAACACGGCCAGCAAGAGCGAGUCAGCGCGAACACGCACGCUGAUGAUGACCUGCAGAAUCGUCCCCGAGCCAGCGUCGGCCCUCGAGUUCAAGGGAGGUCGCCUGCGGUACCUGACGGUACCGAGCAACUUCUCCAGGCUGCUAGCAAUGCUGUCAAGAAGGUGGCCAGGCUCACUGCCAUCAAGCCCGAAGCCGACAAGCGCUUUGCAACCGCGGCUCUGCAGUACUUCGGACUAGGCCCCAAUGUACCGAACAACGAGGCGCCGGGCGUUUCCCAACUGCUGAGACAGACUGGUCAUCACGCAGAUGGCGCCGCUCGCGAGGCUGCCGGGGAGGUUUCGAGGAUUUCGGGGGAGCUGAAGGAUGCGCACACUCGGCUGGGCGAGGCCGUGUUCGCUAUCAUGGCAUCUGGAGGUGUCCCGCCUGAGAGAUCAGGGGACGAACAGAUUUUGGGGGUGCUUCGAAUGCUGAGACAGAGAGAUGGUUAA